GGCAGGCGGUUACACGCUGCUUCACACGGAGGCUGUCCGGAAAACCCGUGUGUGUAACAGGAGAACAGCUGCUGCGUUUCCAGGCUGCACACACACACACACACACACACACGCAAAACAUGUUAUAUAAACAUUUUAAAUGAAAGUUAUUUAUUAUUUUUACACGGUUUUUCUCUAAGCGAUAAUCUACUCUUUGAGCUCUCGAAAUGGUUUCCGUUAUACGCCCUGGAAACAUCUCCGUUAUCUCCUCAGCGACGCGUUAAUGAAGACCGGAAGCGUUUAUUUUUUAAGUUUGUUUUAUGUAUUUUGCAUUUUUUUUGUCAUUCCUUUAUGAGCAACGUUUGCAUUGAAUAUUAAAAGUAACAUUAAUGAUAUUGAAAGAAACCGGACGUGUAGGCGAUCUCUAAAACCCGGUAUGGAUUACUUCCUGGAUUUUGAAGAGUGCAUCCGGGACUCUCCGGGCUUCAGGCUAUCUUUGGAGCGCUGUGAGAAUGACCUAGAGCAGCUGGAAAGUCGCAUGGAGAAGGUGAUGAGGUCGUGUAAUAAGACGGUGGAGGACGGUCAGGUCUUUUGUUCGUCCAAUCAGCUCUUCAUAUCCGCUUUGGCCGAGCUCACGUCCCACCAUAAAAACAACACUGUUAUAGAGAAUUGUCUGCAGCAGUUUAAUCAGGCUCUGCAGGAGAUGAUCCACUUCCACAUGAUGCUGCUUGACCAGACUCGGAGAGCGAUCACACAACAACUCACAAAUCUACUGACGCAGUUCCUCCCACCGCUGCGUGAUGCUCGCUGUGAGUGUGUGCGGAUCAGAGACGAGCUGAACACGGCGCUGGUUAAAAGCGCUCAGGUUCCACAGCACAAAGUGGCUGAAGCUGAGCGACACACACACCUGCUGCUCGCAACACGCAAGUGCUACACACACUGCAGUCUGGACUACUGCCUACAGCUGAAUAAUUUCCUGACUCAGCAGAAGGUGGACGUCCUGAACUCGGUUUUCUCCUUCUGUCAUGCACAGAACACGUUUUUCCAUCAGGGCUUUGACCUACUGAAAGACCUAGAGCCCACUAUGAAGACCAUGGCAGCUGAGCUGUCUGGACUCUCAGCUGAAUGCGUGAACAGAAGGAAGAACCUGGAACAUCAGCACUUGCUCGUCCAGCAGAGAGAUGCCUGUGGGGAGCCUGUGCUGUUCAACGGAGGUGCGAUUGAAGGAUACCUGUUUAAACGUCCGCGGAGGAAAAACAAAACCUGGAAGAGGUGUUGGUUUUCAGCGAAUCACAAUCAACUGAUUUACACGAAAUCACAUAAGGAGCAGCCGAUUGUGCUGUUCGAUGAUCUCCGGUUGUGCGCUGUAAAAUCUCUAGACUCAAUCGAUCGCCGUUUCUGUUUCGAGCUGCUGUCGGUGCAGAAGAGCUGUGUUUUGCAGGCAGACUCAGAGGAGUUGAAAAUGGCAUGGAUGAAUGCAGUGCAGAGCCGCAUAGACAUGGCUUAUAGAGAGAGAGUGCAGUCCGAACACACACAGGUAAAGGAUGGCUCUCUUCCUGCUCCUGCGCCUGUUCCCACCCCUUUACCUGGCACUCUAAGCAUGGUCCGUAGCCAUGGUAACCACCGCUGCUGUGACUGUGAAGAAGCGGAGCCUCGCUGGGCCAGUGUGAACCUCGGGAUAACAGUGUGCAUAGAGUGUUCCGGUAUACACAGGAGUCUCGGUGUACAUCUGUCUAAGGUUCGCUCUCUCACCCUGGAUUCUUGGGACCCUGAACAGCUAAAGCUAUUGUGUGUUCUGGGUAAUGAUGUCAUCAAUGGAAUUUAUGAAUGCCACUUGCCAGAGAUGGAGAAACCCAAGUCUGAUAGCUCUCGGCAGCAGAAGGAGGUGUAUAUCCGAACAAAAUAUGUGGAGAGGAAGUUCGUUCAACGUUGUGACCCUAAUAUCACUGACACAGUACAGCAGUGGGCGGGGCAGAGACUCUAUGAUGCUGCAGUAAGUGGGGACGUCGUCUCCAUGGCUCUGGCUCUGGCUCAGGGGGGCGACGUGAACUGGAGUAACCCAGAGGGACAGACGCCUCUGAUUGGUGCAGCAAUUGGCGGCUCGUUAUUGGCCUGCGAGUUCCUCUUGCAGAAUGGCAAUGCCAAUCACAGAGAUCAACACGGGCAUGCAGCCAUACACACGGCUACAACCCGGGGACACACAGGGCAAGUGUGUCUGCUGUUGAAGCGAGGAGCCAAUCAGUACGCGGCAGACGAGAAGGGAAAGGACCCACUUAGUAUUGCAGUAGAAACGGCUCAUGCCGACAUCGUUACUCUGUUGAGAAUGGCCCGUAUGAAUGAAGAAAUGAGGGAGUCUGAAGGAUUUUUCGGAUCAGUGGGGGACGACGAGACGUUUCAGGACAUCGUCCGCGAUUUUAGUAACAUGGCAUCUCAUGAUCCAGAACAGCUGUUGCGCAGACACUUCGGCACUCAGGACGAAUCACAGGAAGAACCCCAAAAGAGCUGAGGACGGGAGUCGUGGUUCUGUCCCGAGUGCAUAGAUUCACCUUUUAGAUCUAGAUGAAGGAAAAGAGUUAGUGGGAUUGUAGACUUUUUAGGAAUUAGUAUUUAGGGUAGAACCGAGGGUUUGGGAGGUCAUAUAACUUCCAGGUCCAAGGGGGAUUUACAUAUCAUAUAGCCGAAUUAAACUACCUGAACUAAGUGUUUAACAAAGACUGCAGAGUUGUGACAAAGACAAAAGAGCAUUUACUGACCAGUUUAUUAGGAACACCCCAGGUUGGACAACUGCACAGUGUUCCUAAUAAAGUGGACUGUAUAUUUUUGUAUAACCUUCUGCGUCGAUCCUGUUUGAUACUUGUCGCUGACACUGUAACCUGAGACUCGAUAUGUUCAUUUUUUUUUAAAUAAUACGGCACAUGAUUUGAUAUACGUAUUUUUGUUCUAUACUACACUAACUUGUCUCAUGCUAGUUUUGUUUUUGGUUUGUACUUCUCAGUCUUGUAAUUCUUUGACCCUGGUGACCUUUCUUUGUGUAUAUUGUGUAAGGAGUGUGCAUUUAGAUCAAUAACUAAUAUAUAUAUAUAUAUGCAUGAGGGGGUCUAAAAAAAACUUCAAAUUUGUUGUUUCAUGCAGAUGUAAGGUAGAUGCCUAAUUGCUCCACUAGGUGGCACUAGCAUUUCUAUUGUAUUCGGAUGUUAGCAAUUUAUACCUUUUUUGUCCCUGGAGAGAUUAUCUGUUACCUGCAAGUGGGAAAGUGGGGUCAUGGAAGAGAUUGUCUGAUAUUUUAAUAAAUGAUUAUUUCAUGUUUCCUCCA
Molecule: messenger RNA, 3292 nt
Organism: Silurus meridionalis
Lineage: Eukaryota; Metazoa; Chordata; Actinopteri; Siluriformes; Siluridae
Product: BAR_ACAPs and ArfGap_ACAP domain-containing protein
Cellular component (GO): cytoplasm
Molecular function (GO): protein binding; GTPase activator activity
Source: RefSeq, a predicted model, not a curated record